Colletotrichum siamense is the source of this 1554-nucleotide messenger RNA. RefSeq lists its product as uncharacterized. The record is from RefSeq and is a predicted model, not a curated record. The transcript is spliced from 4 exons. Bases 1 to 1554 code for a protein of 517 amino acids. Lineage: Eukaryota; Fungi; Ascomycota; Sordariomycetes; Glomerellales; Glomerellaceae.
AUGGGACCUUUCCUUGCUGCUAUCGGCCUCUUGGGCUCUUUCAUGACUCUUGCUGUUCAGGCCCAGAACCCGCACCAUGCCAUCGACCCCACCCUUUUCGCCGUUAUCAAACCGAAUAACGAACUUGAAUGGCAUGACUGUUACUCUGUCUUCAAGUGUGCGCGGUUGAAAGUUCACGCAAAGAUUGAUGACCCUCGCAAACCAAAGAAGGUCAAGGGGAAGUGCGGCCAGCCAACUGUCGACCUUGCCAUCGUCAAACUUCCCUACGUUGCUGCUCCAGGGGGCACCCCUCACCAAGGCGCAGUUCACGUCGCCCUGGGAGGCUGGAGUUCCUCGUCGACCAACUUCCUCGUCCGGUUCGGAGAAGACUACGCCCCUUUAUUCGCAGGAUAUGAUCUUCUCGCCAUCGACUAUCGCGGCUGGGGAUGGACUACAUCCUCCUUCCGCUGCUUUGCCACCGAAGACGACCGCAAACAAUUCGCCCUCUCCGAGCCUCCUCUCCUCGGAGCUGACGAUGCCGCAUUCUCUCUCCGCGAGAAGCGCGCCGAGGAGUUUGGGAAGAAGUGCAAGAAGAACGGCGAGGACAUCGGCCGGUUCAUGGGGACGUACGCCAACGCCGUCGAUCACUACACCGUCAUGAAGGCGGAGAACCGCACCAAGAUGGGCUUCUGGGGUCCGACACCCUCAUCGCUCGCGUACACCGUAACCCAAGCCCAACCCUCCCAAAUACAAGAUGCGGAACGCGGCCUCGAAGCAUUCUUCUACACAUGCCUCAACUCCGCCCCCGGAAUAUGCGCGUUUGCAAACACCUCAAAAACCACAGCCGCGCUCCGCGCGCGCUACACCGCCCUCGAGGCAAAGCUCAGAUCCAAGCCCCUCAGCAUCCCGGGCUCCGACUACAAAUUCGACUGGUCCGCCCUCCACACCUUCACGACCACCACCCUCCACGCCCCCGGCUGGUUCCCCGUCCUCGCGGGCGUCUUCGCAGAAGUCGAAAACGGGACAGCAGGGCCAGCCAUCGCCGGCGCAGUAUCAUCCUCCCUGACCGUCCCGCCUGCCCCGCUCCCCCUCCUAACAGAAGAAGCACCCUUCGAGGGCAUCCUCUCCGGCGUCUGCAUCGACGAGUCACAGCACAUCAAGAACACCAACGACUUCAAGGCCUACCUCAAAAGCAUGGUCGCCGCCGCGCCCAGCGUGGCGCCCAUCUUCGCGGACUGGCGCCUCGUCUGCUCCAAGUGGAAAAUCGACCCGGCCAACAGGUUCCCAGACGUCUCCAGCGAGCCUGUCAGGACGCAGGGCAAGAUUGUCGUGCUGAACGGGGUGGGCGACCCCGCGAGCAGCGUCGAGGGCGCCAAGGGCGUCGCGGCGAGGUUCUCGCCGAGCGUGUUUGUGAGGAACCUGGCGCCGGGACAUACGAGCUUUGCGGCGGCGAGUAAUUGCUUGUUUGGGCUGUUUUACACGUUCUUCGUGCUCGGGCAGAUGCCGGCGGAGGGGUAUACUUGCGGUGAUGUCUUUGCGCAGGCUUUUGGGGUGCAGAUUCCUGCUGGUUUCUAG